UUCACCCCACCUGGCGAAACACAGACAGGUGUUGUCGCAAAUCUCCCAAGUGGAGUGCCAAAUGCGAAAUGUUGAAUGUUAAAUAACCCCCAGACCAGUGUGCAUGUAUCAUAGAAACAUGCGCAAGCCUAAUCAGUGCUUUUCGCCAAAGAUAAGGGCUCUUUUUCGAAGAGUUACUGCUUUCUGCCUCUGCCUUCUGCCCACAUUCAAACGCAGCUGGCUGACUGUUUCUGUUUCGGUUUCUGUUACUUUUUCGGAUUUCCAACUCUCGGGGAACCGUGACUCAACCCAUCCGAUACGAUACGAUCCGCUCGCAGCCAGCCCCAUCAUAACCAGCUAUAUCGUCAUAGCCAACGCAGGCAAACCAGCCCAGAUCCCCAGCCCCAGAUCGAGAUCCAGCUCCAGACCCAGAUCCAUCGAGUCCCCGGCCAAAUGAGCAGCGGUAUGAGGUCGCAGGACGGUCCGCGGGCGAAGGUCAAUGCCGCCAGCACGCUGCUCACCCAGGAGGAGAACGAAGCCGUCUUCAGGCUGCUGGGCAAGAAGUGUCAGACACUGAACACCGCCGUGGUGCAGAUCUACAAGACGGAGGGCAGUGCCCAUGCCCACUGGAAGAAGCGGCACACCGGAGUCGUCUGCUUUGUAAAGGAUAGCGCCAUACGAUCCUACUUCAUGCGAGCCUACUGCCUGAUCAAGAACGAGCUGAUCUGGGAGCACGAGAUCUACGAUGGCAUGCAGGUGGUCAAGUCGAGGCCCUUUCUGCUCACCUUCGAGGGCAGCGAUGGUCAUGUGGGUCUAAACUUUGUCUCCGAGGAGGAGUGCGACACCUUCUUCCGCAUUGUGGACGCCACCAUCGAGACGCGCAACCGAAAGCGACAGGAUAAACGCAACCGGCAGAAGAGCCAGCCGGCGCCCAAUGCUCCACUGCCUCCGCCGGUGUACCGGGAGCCCAGCAGGCCACCGCCCAUGCAGAGCGGUCUGUCCGCCACGGACGGCGGCGGCGUUCAGUUGCGCAACAAUAAGAUCAACUCGGUCACUUUGACGCCUGCGCCGGCGCCAACGAAGAACUUCCUGUCCAGCGGCUUUGGCCUGGGCAGCCAGGCGAAGGACAAGAAGCGCAAGGUGACCAAGGCGGACAUUAGCCAGCCCACGAACUUUGUGCACAUCUCCCAUGUGGGCUGGGAUGCGGACAAGGGAUUCGAUUUGAUGGGCAAUGAAAACGAUCCGGAGCUGAACGAGUUCUUCCUAAAGGCCGGUGUCUCGGAGACGGAACUCAAGGAUCGGGACACGCGCGCCUUUAUCUAUGACUUUAUACAGAGCAACAAUGUGCUGGCGUCGGUGAAGCAGGAUAGUGUGGAGUCGCCGACGGAAACCACGCCGCCUCCCAUGCCGCCACCGGUGCCAACGCGUCAUCCCUCUAAUGGCAACCAAAGAACUGCACCACCACCGCCGCCGGCGAGACAGCCACCGCCACCAGUGCCCGUCACUGCGCCGGGCGCCACGCGAGCUCCUCCACCACCCAGCAGGCCACCACCCAUCAGCACAGCACCACCACCGCCGCCGCCAGUCAGUGCGCCCGUUGUAGCGCCACCACCCCCACCGCCGCCACCACCAGCAGCCGCAGCGGUGCCGCCACCACCGCCGCCGCCCAUGCCAGUGGGAGAGCUGCCCGUCAUCACGACCACGCACGCACCCAACCAGGCAGCCAGCCGGCCAGCCGCUCCAGCGGCUCCAGAUUCACACAAUGCACUGAUGGACGCCAUACGCAAGGGAACCCAGUUGAAGAAAGUGGACGCGGCUGCUCUCAGCACUAGCAGCGGAGAUUCUCGCAGCGAUUUGAUGAAGGACAUCCGACAGGGUACCGUCUUGAAACCGGCCAAGGAACGAGAGCUGGGCAGCCAGCGAAAUAGCGACAACGGAGGCGGCACCGACGCCCUGGCCGAUGCACUGCGUCGGGCGCUGGCGGCACGCGGAAACGCCAUUCACUCGGACGAGGACGAGACCGAGUCGUCGGACAACGAGGGCGAGUGGGACUAAGGGAGCUACUCGAGAUGACAACACGAGGCGUUAGGGGCAGGCAGACACUAUUCCAAAUAUAAGCAAUAAUUUAAUUCGUGCUUUGGCAUUUUGGUUUAUCGGUAGAUAAAUCCCUGUAAAUACUGUUAGUGAAUUUUCAUACCUCUUUAAUUUAAUUGUAUGAGUUUAACAAACAAAACGCAAAAAGUACUAAAGGUUAAUCACAAAUUGAGAGAUUUUUAUCAGCAAUUGCCCGCUUUCGUUGGUUCCCAAACACAUUUGCAUAUCCAUACAUAGCUGCUCAAUUAAAUGUGAACGAUGCACUCGAGUGUUUCGUCAAUAAAACAAACAUAUAUGUGGGUGAAUUUUGCAAACCCCGUUCAGACUACUGUGCCAAAAACUUGAGAACACCAAAAUGUAAAAGGAGUUUGUGAAAAAUUAGAGAUUCACCUUAUCUGCGAACUGAAAAACUGUAAACUGAGCGAUAGAAAUUUAUUAUAGUGAAUAUAUUUUAUAAAUCUAUAACAAAGGAAAGGAUCAAAGGAAAGGAAUAAACUGUGACUACACUUAAUAAAGCCACAGUUGAGAAUUAUUAAAAUACGAUAUUUAAACUAAUAGAUUUGCCCGCAGUUAACCAUAUACUAAAUUUACAAGUUUGCUCAGUAAUAAUUCACUACUUGUUGAAAUAAUAAUUAUCUAAUGAAAUAAGUGUGUGGCUAAACCAAUCCAAUAGGCGAUGUAUUCAAUUCAUUUUGACCACCAGGCUUCCUCGGGAUCGGAUGGGUCCCCUAAAAGCUGUCUAUUACAUCCAGUUACACCUUGUAACUCAUAAGUAUUUCUUUUUUAGUUCGAGUGCAUUUAAUGCCAACUUGUAGUCAUUUUCUUCUGUGUGUUUGUAUUUAAAUCAAGAUUAUUUGUAUGUUUUUUCGUGACAAUUUCGAAACUACUAAACCCAAUAAUAAGCUUGUCAGAGCGAGAAAUUUAUGUCGAUCAGAUUUUGGAUUAAUGUGUACGCAUGUCUAAUGAGUUUUUGUGCGAUUUAUGUAUUUAAAUACAUAAUACUUACUUAUGCUAAUAUAUAAGCCAUUAAUUUAUGUAAUAAAGUUGUGUAUAUCUAACUUAAAACUAAA
Messenger RNA from Drosophila takahashii, 3143 nucleotides. It is a transcript of the gene WASp, whose product is annotated as WASP actin nucleation promoting factor. Gene Ontology annotation, biological process: actin filament organization. The record is from RefSeq and is a predicted model, not a curated record. Lineage: Eukaryota; Metazoa; Arthropoda; Insecta; Diptera; Drosophilidae. Gene Ontology annotation, molecular function: actin binding.